Messenger RNA from Dentiscutata erythropus, 390 nucleotides. The record is from the annotation of a GenBank genome assembly. Lineage: Eukaryota; Fungi; Glomeromycota; Glomeromycetes; Diversisporales; Gigasporaceae.
AUGCUACUAAAUAUUGAGCAUAAUCAAGUCUCAGAAAAUAGGCAAGUUAUAGAAAGUAAUCAAGUUACGGAAGGUGAUCAAGUUAUAGAAGAUAAGAAAGUUACAAAAGAUGAGCAAGUUAUGGAAGAUGAGCAAGUUACAGAAGAGAAUGACUUUUCAGAAUAUGAGGAGAUUAUAAGAGAUGAGGCUUUUGAAAUCACAUAUCUUGAUGUUCAAAACCCACUUCAGCAUAUUGGAAAAGGUCGACCUGCAAAAAUGAGAAUUAAAUCAGCAACUGAAAAAAAUAAAAAAAUCAAAUUAGCAAGUAAUAAUUUACAUCAUACUUCCCAUCAUUGUUGUAGUGUUUAUAAAAACAAAGGGCAUGAUAAGCGAAAUUGUCCUAACAAAUAA